Python bivittatus (Burmese python) is the source of this 6044-nucleotide messenger RNA. NCBI's taxonomy places the organism in Eukaryota, Metazoa, Chordata, Lepidosauria, Squamata, Pythonidae. The record is from RefSeq and is a predicted model, not a curated record.
GGAGGAGGAAGACGGCAAAGGUAUGGUAUGAAUAUGCGUUGCUUGGCAGCUCGGGUGAACUAUAAGACUUUGAUUGUCAUCUGCAUUUUCUUCUCCUCGAUCACCAUCCUGCUGUGGAAUCGGUGUACCGGUGGCAAAAUCUCACCUUUCCCACAUAACCUGAGGAGCAGCGUGAAGACGGAUGGAACAGAGAAACAAGCGGCUGCAUCAGAGAGCAGCCAAUGUGUGAACCGACCAGCCAAGCAGCAGAGUGAGGAGGCAUCACCCCAGGAGCAGCAGAAGGCUCCCCCCGUUGUUGGAAGCUUCCAUGCAAACAAAGUCUUGGGGCUGAAAUACGAAGAAAUCGAUUGUCUGAUCAAUGAUGAGCACACUAUUAAAGGCAGAAGGGAGGGGAGUGAGAUCUUCCUGCCUUUCUCGUGGGUGGAAAAGUACUUUGAAGUUUAUGGGAAAGUAGCCCAAUAUGAUGGCUAUGACCGGUUUGAGUUCUCCCAUAGCUACUCCAAAGUGUACGCCCAGAGAGCACCAUAUCAUCCAGAUGGUGUUUUCAUGUCAUUCGAGGGAUAUAACGUGGAAGUCCGGGACAGAGUGAAGUGCAUCAGUGGUGUUGAAGGUGUGCCACUUUCCACACAAUGGGGACCUCAAGGCUACUUUUAUCCCAUCCAGAUUGCCCAAUAUGGGCUCAGCCAUUACAGCAAAAAUCUGACUGAGAAACCUCCACACAUCGAAGGGUACGAAACAGCGGAAGACAGGGAGCAGAGCAGCCAGCCAGGCAAAUGGAUGGUUCCCAAAGGCUGUUUUGUCACAACACUGCUGGACAAAUCCAGAUUGACAAACGUCAAGCACUUUGUUGUCCCUGAAAACUCCGAGGGAGCAUCUCUCCAGCUGGGGAACACAAAGGACUUUGUUAUUUCUUUUGACCUUAGAUUUGUAACAAAUGGGAGUGUUUCAGUGGUUCUUGAGACAACAGAGAAGAACCAGCUGUUUACAGUGCACUAUGUCUCAAAUACUCAAUUGAUCACUUUCAAGGACAAAGAUAUUUCCUAUGGAAUCGGGCCCAGGACCAGUUGGAGCACAGUCACACGAGAUCUUGUAACUGAUUUAAGAAAGGGUGUUGGACUCUCUAACACAAAAGCAGUCAAACAGACCAAAAUCAUGCCCAAAAGAGUGGUGAGGUUGAUAGUGAAGGGAAAGGGCUUCAUAGACAACAUCACUAUUUCAACUACUGCCCACAUGGCAGCCUUUUUUGCUGCCAGUGAUUGGCUGGUAAGGAACCAGGAUGAAAAGGGUGGUUGGCCAAUCAUGGUAACCCGGAAACUAGGGGAAGGCUUUAAAUCUUUGGAUCCAGGCUGGUACUCUGCCAUGGCACAAGGGCAGGCGAUUUCCACCUUGGUCAGGGCUUAUCUGUUGACGAAAGACUAUACCUUCCUCAAUUCAGCUCUCCGAGCAACAGCCCCUUACAAACUCCUCUCAGAGCAACACGGCGUGAGAGCUGUCUUCAUGAACAAAUACGACUGGUACGAGGAGUAUCCGACAUCCCCCAGCUCCUUUGUUUUAAAUGGAUUCAUGUAUUCUCUGAUUGGGCUGUAUGAUUUAAAGGAAACUGCAGGUGAGAAGCUGGGGAAAGAAGCAAAGCUACUCUAUGACCGGGGCAUGGACUCCUUAAAGGCAAUGCUCCCACUCUAUGACACAGGGUCAGGAACCAUCUAUGAUCUACGCCACUUCAUGCUUGGCACAGCUCCCAAUUUAGCCCGGUGGGAUUAUCACACCACCCACAUCAAUCAGCUCCAACUCCUGAGCACCAUAGAUGAGACCCCUGUAUUUAAAGAGUUUGUCAAGCGAUGGAAGAGCUAUCUGAAAGGCAGCAGGGCAAAGCACAAUUAAGCUGAGCUGAUAACCAAAAUCACAUUUCCUCUGUCUGCUGUCCUUGGGAAUUGCCAUCUUUAAGUACUGCAGUGGAACUUUUGGAAAGUUGGUUUCUAAACUCAUUCUGUGUGUGUGUGUGUGUGUGUAUGUGUGUGUGCGCACGCGUGCGUACUUUUUUAAAAAAUUACCGUUUUCAAAGAAGUGGUCCUUAAAACCCCUCUUUUUAAUCGAUUGCAUUCCAGUGAAUCAAUACUUUAGAAUUGGGAGGUGGCAGUAAAACAGGCAUCCAGUGACAGGACUGAAUCAAAGCUUAGUGAAUUUGUUUACUUAUCCACAGUGAUCCAUGAUGAUACUAACACAGAAUAUAAUGUGUACUUCUGAUUUCCCCCCCCCUCUUUUUAGAGAAAAUCAUUACAGGCUCCCUAUUUUUGUUGCCUAGAAUUUUGCAGAAAAAUAAGAAUCCAUUUUUUUCUUUCCUUAAAAAAGAAAAAAAGGAAUUCUAAUAUGUUUGAGGUUUUGUUUUUGUUUUAACUAUGUAGCUUUACAGCAGAAUUUUGUUUCCUCCAGAGUGGGUGGAAUUUGUGCAGAUUAUUUUUUUUCCUUGUUGAAAAAUGUCAGAGUGUUUUGUUUCUAGAUUGAGGAAUAAAUCCAACAGUGAUUUUGUUCAUGUCUUUUAAAAAUCUCUUGGGGAUGAGACUUCUCCAGGAACUUUGGUGAAGCUCCUUGGAAGCAGAGAGGGCUGCAGAAGAUGGCGGCCGUGUGUCUGUCCACCACUUCUCACUGGCCCCUUGUGAGGUUGGCACCAGAGGUUCCUGGUGGGAUCGCUUCCACCUGCAAGCUUGAAUGUUUUGUUCUGCGAGCACAACUACAAGCAGGACCAGUUGACUGCACAAAAAUUGUGGCCAUUUUGUCUGUGUCUCCCUUGUCUUGAUCAACAUUCUUCCACUGAAUUUUGAUCCUGUUAUUUUUUUUUCAUGUAAAACUUUUUUUUUUUAAAUGUAUGUGCAGUUUAUUUUCUUGGGAAAUUUGAACUGUUUCCUUUCAGUCUUGUAUUGGUUGAAAUACAAUGUAUAUUAUUUGGAGAAAAAAUAUCUUCUGAUUUAUAAUGUUAGAACGACCACAGUUAGAAUACCGCAAAUGGGUUUGUUUGUUUUCUUUUUGCAGCCACUCUUGAUCAUGAAAGUGUGUUGAAUGUUCUUUUUUUACUUUCUUAAUUACAUAAUAUGAAUCAGGCAUUCAUAACUACUUGUUCUACGUUUUUCUUCUGCCUAGCUGAUUUUCUAAAUAGUGCUGGCUUCUUCUUAAACCUUAUUGCUUGGCAACUAUUUAAAUCUCUGGUCCUUCUUAAUUCUGACUAAGGACACAGUCCAUGGAAGAUUUCCACUGAUAUCUGGAAUUCAUUAGUGUAUUGCCAGAGCAGUUCUGUGAAAAUGACAUGCCUCUCUAUAGACACCCCGUAUCACAGAACAACCUCUGUUCCUGCUAAACAGAUUGAUGGGACUUCCAUUUGCGUGACUACUUAGAAGCUGAGGAAGAAAGCGAGUUAGGCAAGAGCCCACUCCUGCCUAGACAUGCCAUUCCCAGAGGUGAAGUCCUUUUCAGUCUGUAUCUUUCAGUUGCUUAUGUUAUGAGCAGCUUUUCUGCAUUUGGCUGUUUCUGUAUAUAGGUACGUGAAUCUAUAAAUGAUUUAUACUUAUAAGUCAUGGGAAGGUGCCUGCCUGAGAAUCAGCUUGAGAUGUCUGGUAGAUGUUGCAAUGCCACUGGAAGAUAUUUUAGCAGAUUGGUAGAUCUUGACCAAAAACCAGUUUAUGGGCAGUUCACAGUCCUUUCUAAAAGCUGUGUGAGCCUCAGUUUUCAUGCAGCAAAACCAGAUACAUCUCAAAAACAAUUUCUUUUCCUUCUCGUAUUGCAAAAUAUAUAGAAACACUAAAAGGUACAUUUUAGUACUUUUUUAAAGGAUACGAACACAUUCUACAUUUUCUUUUCAUGUAUGUUAUAGCAUCAACCUCUGUCGAAGAGCUACAUUUGUGAUCCUUUGAGCAGCUUCCAAAACACUUCCCAGUUUCCAUCUUGCCUCAUUUCAAACUUUUCCAUGCAGAGGUAAAACAAUAUUUCCCAUUUUUAGAAGUAACCCCCACCCCCCCAAACUUUAAAGCCUCUUGAUUUUUAAAAAUCAAUUAAAAUAUUUAGAGGCAUUCCCAGUAUAGUUUCCAGACACAGUUUCUGCUCCAGUCCCCUGAAUUCAGUCCAAAGAGAGCUGAAUCUUUCUGAAGGUGCAGACCUCGGUAGCUCUGCAUGUCAUUCUUGGAGCAGAGAAUUUGGGAGGAAGAAUAUAUAGACUGCAAAGUGGAAGUUGUGGGUGUCGUAUGCAUGCAGAACUUCAGAGAGAGAGAGAAAUUUCAGACUUACAUAAUACGUGUUAAUAGUUACGGAGCUUAAUCUCUUCUUACUGAAGAUGCGCACAAAAUGGUGAAAACAUUUUCUCUUGGACAAGGAUCAAAUAAUUAUGUUCCAGUGGUUUUGCUGAAAUGUUUUGGAUGAAACAGAACCCAGAUGGGACAAAGCUGUCCUCUCCCAUCCAUAGCAUAGCAUACCCCACCAUCUGUUUAGUAGCCAGCCAGCCCUCCCAGCCCCUUCCCUCCCUGCCUCCGCUCACUGCUGUCGCCCUUGGCUUUCUCACCACUCCCACCCCUGACUAGUUCUGUCCAGAACAAGGCAACCACAUUCCCUGCACAGAACAUUAGUUGCUGCUAAUAGGCUGGUUUAAAUAGCUAAAGAGCUGGAGGCAACGAGAACACAGAUGAAAUUUGGAAAUGCUCGCCCUUGCCAGUGAUACCAAAAAAGACAUUUUAGGAAGCUUUCCCAGCAACUGAUUAUGUAUAUAUCCAAGCAAUAUAUUAAGUCCUCUUAUUUUUGCAGUUGGUGGCCACUUGGAUUUGAAACAGCGAGUGCAGAUUUCUUUAGUCUACUGCUUUUUUGAUUUGUUAGUGCCUUAACCCUUGUGGCCAUACCUUUCUUACGCUGUAAGAACUUAGUUUAACGUUGGCACUGCUCAUUCUGUGAUUCCCUCAUGUUGGCAUCCCUAGGGCUUCUGGGCUUCUAGGUCUUUGUGUAGGCCAAUUGGGAUAAUACUCUUAACCAUGGCUUAUUCUUUGAAUGAGGAUCCAGCUGUGCACACUGGCUCCUUCAUGUUCCUUUGCUUAUCAGAGAGAAACCUCAAAUUCCCCAGGAAUUUUCCAGCAGGUAGAAAUUGCUGGAAGAAGACAAGAGAUCCCUCUAAAGAGACCAGAGGCAGCUAUUGGCAAACUGCACUGGUUGUGAGCAGGAAUCACCAUGUAUGAUGGGACAGAUUCACUAUAAAUGAGGGUGUCAACUGAAUGUGGUAUCUCCGCUUUUGGCACUCAGUUGAUUUGUUCCACUUGUCAGUCUUGGACAAUUGACAGCUAGUUUGGUAAUGUUUGUAUUCUGCAGUCAGCCAUGCACCUCUUUCUGCUUUGGAUUCGAUCUUGUCAUCAGUGGCUCUUGGGGAUUAUGGGUGGUGGCAGUCCUCCUUACGUAAGAAAUGUCACAGCAGCAUUAGGCCUAAUUAUAUAACAAUGGGUGCGCGAUGAAGAAUUUCAGGAGACAGAAUCAACGUGAGAAUAGCUGUCCUUCAUAUAUCUUAAAGAGAGUCAAGAGUAGGAGGAAUUAUUUGAGAACCAUGAAUAUAGUAAUUCCAAGCGGAAGGGUUAUGCCUUUGUUGUUCCAGGUCAUGCAACUCCUUUUAUUUGCGUUACUGUGCAGGCAAGCAUGCACUGUGCGUAAGGAGACACAGCCAGUGACACAAGCACAACCAUCAGCACAUGGCCGUUUUCUGUGCCAUUCUUAGGUGAUUCACGGAAAGCAGGUGUUUCCAUCCUCCUGGUACUUGUAUGUUCCUUUUGUUUUUACUUUUUUUACAUACAGGAUUUAUACCAUGUGUUAAAUAUGCAAUAAAUUGUUUACAGGAUGCCCUUUGGAGGGCAAUGAGUCCUUUGUAAAAUUGUACAGACUUUCUGGUUUAAGCACAAUGUGCACAGGCUAGUUUUCUAUAUGGCAGGACAUGAUUUUUUGCAGUGGGAAUUACAGAUAUAUGGAAUCAACUUUGUCCUUCGUGUAAAGCUGCUUUAUAAAAUUGUAAAAUAAAAGUUUUUAAUGUUGCA